AUGGAGCCAUUUUCAAGGAAAAAUUCAUUUAAAGCCAUAAUAUAUCGCAGUCUUCGGAUUCCAAAGAAACCAAAGCCACCGAAGCCAACGGUGGCUAAGGAACCCAGUGUUUUCCUUAUCAAACAGGCAUCAUUCGACAAUUUGCAAGUGCUUAAACCAAUUCAGGAAGAAUGUGCGACACCAAUGUUUCCAAGCAAAUCUUUUCCGAUCCUACCAUGCUCCCUCAUAAAGUUUUAUAACGGAGCUGAUCUUAAAGCUUACGAGAAAGAAUGGUUAUUAACCAGUUACGAGCGAAAGAGGAGGUCACAAAAACUGUUUGUCGCCGGAUACCAUGCUCACGAACAACUUUUCUGUCCGCAGCAAGCAAGUCAAAUCGAGAUUCAUUUCACAAGUUCAUGCUCAACUGACGUGAUAUUACAGGUACAAGCCCCUAAUGGUGAAUUCAGUAAUUAUCUUUACCCUUCAAAAGAUCAAACAGUAUUCUUCAAUCCUACAAAGGUCGGAUGUGGGCACGGUAUUUGGCGAAUAGAUAUUGCCGUACGAAAUGGUUGCAGAUUUCGUCAUGUACGAACAGAAGAAGUUCAUCUCAAAGGACAGGGUUAUUGUGAUCAUUUGCAUCAUGACUUCGACGUACCACCAAGAAAGAAAAUUUCAGGAAUCAUCGUGUACAACGUUGAACCAAAUGCAACAAUUCGAUUAAAGGAGAAGUUAUGGUUAAACUUGUUGAAUUAA
Necator americanus (New World hookworm) is the source of this 732-nucleotide messenger RNA. RefSeq lists its product as uncharacterized. The coding region runs from base 1 to 732 and encodes 243 amino acids. The transcript is spliced from 7 exons. The record is from RefSeq and is a predicted model, not a curated record. NCBI's taxonomy places the organism in Eukaryota, Metazoa, Nematoda, Chromadorea, Rhabditida, Ancylostomatidae.